This is a messenger RNA of Lodderomyces pseudojiufengensis, 813 nucleotides long. RefSeq lists its product as uncharacterized. The coding region runs from base 1 to 813 and encodes 270 amino acids. The transcript has a single exon. NCBI's taxonomy places the organism in Eukaryota, Fungi, Ascomycota, Pichiomycetes, Serinales, Debaryomycetaceae. The record is from RefSeq and is a predicted model, not a curated record.
AUGAUCACAUCCAUUAAGGAGCUAAUGAAAGAUGAUAUUGAAGUUGAAGAUAACUCUGAAUUUGAAAUAUUAAAUUUCCUAAUACAAUUAAUAGCUGCUAUAACAAUAUUUGAUUUAAUAAUUGAUUCACCAUUAAAUGUAGUAUCUAGUAGUAAUUCUGAAGAAGUGGGAGAUAAUUGCUUGGAUUACAAAGAUGGAGGAUGUUUAAAUGAAACAAUAAACGAACUUAAUUUGGAUCAUAUAGAACUGGAAGUUUCCAAUGAUAAGAUAAAAGAACUUUGUUUAGAUGAAGUAUCGAAUGAAUGCUUAGAAGAAGAAGAAGAUACUUUUUUAACACUAUUAUCAACAACAUUUAUUGAACCAUUAACUCCCAUAACCCCUAUAACAAAUUCGACAAAUGAAUGCUUAAAAGAAGAAGAAGAAGAUACAUUUUUAACAUUUUUAUCAACAACUUCAAUCGAACCAUUAACACCAACAAAACCUACUCAAAAUCAAAAUGAAUUAAAAUAUUAUUUAUCAAAAUAUUUUAAUUAUUAUCCAUUUGAUAAUAAUGAAGAAAAUGAAAAUAUAGUAAUUGAUUCUAAAAAGAUGAAUAUAUUAAAUUUAAAAUUAUCAAAUUCUUCAUUAAUUAAUUAUUAUGAAAUUAAUGAAAUUAUGAAUGAUCUGAACUACAACAAUAAAGAAAAUGUUGGUAUUGAUAAGAAAGAUAAUGAUAAAGAAAGUUUUAAAAUUUCUAAAAUUGAUACUAUUUUAAUAUUUAGUAAAAUUUAUUUUUUAAUUGAUGAAAUUUUAGAUUUUUUAACAAAUUUAUAA